This is a messenger RNA of Mycetomoellerius zeteki, 1849 nucleotides long. Its product is annotated as putative GTP-binding protein 6. Gene Ontology annotation, molecular function: ribosome binding; GTP binding. Lineage: Eukaryota; Metazoa; Arthropoda; Insecta; Hymenoptera; Formicidae. Bases 401 to 1840 code for a protein of 479 amino acids. The record is from RefSeq and is a predicted model, not a curated record. Gene Ontology annotation, cellular component: cytoplasm. The transcript is spliced from 4 exons.
UCGUGGAAUCAGCUGAGCCGGCUGUGCGGAUUGCGUGGGAUUGCGGAGUCAGCGGAGAUCGAUGUCGCGCUUAUCGUUCUUUAUUUAUUUCGUGUAAUUAGAACGAUGUAUAUUUAGUACAUGUGUGUGUUGAUAUUAUACGCAUCGAUAGUUCUUACGUACAAAAUUACAUCAUGCGAAAAAGUCGGGCAUUAAUUGACUUUUAUCUAGAUCUAUUUUUGCCAGUAGUGAGGUUAGGACGGCUGGUAUAACCUCGCACAAGUGGACCAUCUUUCGUAGAAAAUAAUAAAGAGUAAUAAAAUAAUGAAUGGACCUGUGUGAUUUCUCAUUAUUCAUAACUUUUAAUAUACCCAUUUAGUGAUUGUUAUAUUAAGUUUCGGAACUGAUAAUUUUUUAUAAAAUGCAUUGCAUACGCAAGAUUAUAAAUAUUACACAGUGGAAUCUGCAAGUAUUUAACAAAGUUAAUAGAGCACACAAGAGAUCAGGAAUAUUGCUACAAAAUAUUAUUUGUCGUUUGAAUCACGACUCUGAGGAAUAUCUAUCUGAAGAAGAUGAGAAGAAGCAAAACGAAUACGUCAAGAUUGCUAGUCGUUAUUUAGGCAUUGCAGUUGGUGGACACAGGACGUUUAUUUUACAACCGUAUAUAAAAUGGGGCAAAGAUAAGAAGAGAAACACUUCGCCAGAACUACAAAUGGCUGAAGCUGUAGCACUAAUAAAUACUCUACCUAAUUGGUGUGUAGUUGGAACAAAGUACGCUCCGUUACUUACACUACAGAGGAAGCAUCUGCUGGGUACCGGCGGGAUCGAGAAUCUAAAGAAGGACUUAAGACAAUGUCCAAACCCCACUGCCAUAUUUGUUAGCACUAAUCUGUUGAAAUUUGUCCAAAUCAGAGAAUUGGAAAAGAUCUUUGGCGUACCAGUGUACGAUCGUUACUCCAUAGUCAUUCACAUAUUUCGUGAACAUGCGAAGACUGCAGAGGCAAGGUUGCAGGUAGCCUUAGCAGAGAUACCAUAUAUUCGGAAAAAGAUAUUCGAAACGUGCGUUAGUCGCAGUGGCGCGAUAAACGUGACGGAGGAGACAAAACGGUUGCUCGACAGCAAAGAGAAAAAAUUGAGAAACGAAUUGAAGAAGCUGCAGCAGCAUCGACGAAUGAUCAGGAAUCAACGUAAGAAGCACGGUUUCCCCACGGUCGCUGUAGUCGGUUACACAAACGCAGGGAAAACUUCCUUAAUAAAAGCGCUCACGGAUGACAAUUCUCUACAACCUAGAAACAAAUUAUUCGCAACCCUUGACACUACCGCGCAUCAAGGCAUUUUACCCAACAGAUUAAAAAUUUUAUACAUGGAUACUAUCGGAUUUAUUCAAGAUGUGCCGGAAACUCUGAUUGAACCAUUCAUUGUGACUCUCGAGGAUGCCAUAAUCGCUGAUGUGAUAGUUCACAUAUACGAUGUCAGUCAUCCUGAUAUGAAGGCGCAAUAUGAGCACGUCCAGGAGACGAUAAAACCCAUGUUGGAUGCUCGUCCAAUAAUCGACGUUGCCAAUAAGUGCGAUCUUGUUCAAAGCGAGUGCAUACCCAAGGAUGCAAUUGCCGUCUCCGCUAAGGAUCUGACAGGAAUCGAUUUGUUGCGCUUGAAGAUACAGGAGGUCCUUUUAGCCACGACUGGAUUAUUAACCAUACGUGUGAGGGUAAAAGCAGGCAGUUCUGCGGCCAGCUGGUUGUAUAAAAUGACGACAGUGACAAACGCCGAAUCAGAUCCGAAUGACGUUCAAUAUUUAAUUAUGAAAGUGAUUGCCACUGCGGUCGACAUUCAAAAGUUCAAAAAAUUUUUAAAAGAAUAAAAAGUUUUA